Messenger RNA from Caenorhabditis remanei, 315 nucleotides. RefSeq lists its product as uncharacterized. The transcript has 3 exons. The record is from RefSeq and is a predicted model, not a curated record. NCBI's taxonomy places the organism in Eukaryota, Metazoa, Nematoda, Chromadorea, Rhabditida, Rhabditidae. Bases 1 to 315 code for a protein of 104 amino acids.
AUGCAAGUCUUGGCUACUCUCCUCAUUGCUCUUUUCGCUCUCAUUGCUGUUGCAUCCGCGUUCCGCGGAGGACAUGGACGUCCACUCUAUGUAAAGAAUGCGCAACUGAUAGCUGAUAUGUCAAUUGACACUGACGACAUUCCUCCAAACUUGUUAAUGAAUUUCAAAAAGGACACAAAAAAGAAUAAUUGGAGACGUUCAAUCAGUGGAAUCUUCGAUGCCACUCCGCGGAUUCAUGAAUCACGGUGGACGCGCGGCGGCCCGUUCGUACGACCAAUGGUAGUGGAAGAGUUUUUGUCUUCUCAUCAAACUUGA